AUGAAGAGAAAUUCUCAACAAUUCCGUUCUAAAACUAGUAAUUCUAGAAAUCAAGGCUCCAAGUCUUUUUCAUCAAAAAAACAUUUAAAAUCCAAAUUAGAAAACAUUCUUGCAAGUCGAAAGAAGAGAAAAACGAAAGAAGAUGUUGAUGAAAUUCAUUCCGACAUUGAAGAAGAGGAAAAUUUUGAAGUCUCUCCUGAACAAUUAUUGAAAAAUCAGAAAGAGGAAGAAGAGGAACAUUUAAUUCGAGAUGCGAGUGAAGUAGCACCUCAAGAAGAAGACUCGGAAUUGACUGUUGAUGAAAAGAGAGUGUUGAAUGCAAAACAAUUUUUAGAAAAUUUGAAAGUUUAUGAAGAAGAUAAGGAAGAAGAAGAGGAUUUUAAGAGAAGAAUGGAUGGAGAGGAUCCAAUUGCUCAAGCUUUGAAACGAGAGGCUUUAAAAGCUAAAAAACAAAUUCCUUCCAUGUAUCACCAAUAUUUAGAGGAAAUGGAUUUUACAGAACCCUCUCGAGUCACAUUUUUGAAAGGUCACAAAAAAACUCCAACUUGUAUUGUGUUAAAUAAUAGUGGCAGUAACUCUCAACUUCGAGCGUUUACAGGAGCUAAGGAUGGAUGCAUUAUUCAUUGGGAUUUUACAACUCAAAAGAAAAUUUCAAUUACGAAAAAGGCACAUGAUAAUUGUGAGAUUUUGUGUUGUGCAUUAAGCUUUGAUGGAAGUAUUCUGGCAACUGGUGGAAGAGACAACAAGGUUCGACUGUGGGACACGAAAACCAUGAAACCCAUUGAUGUUUUUGAAGGACAUUUUAAACCUGUCACUUGUCUUGCAUUUCAAAUGGGUCACCAAUCCAACGUGCAUUCAUCUUCGAAUAACUCUUCAUAUGCUUUUCAAUUAUACAGUGGAUCUCUUGAUAGAACUGUUAAAGUGUGGGACGCAAGAGAUUUAACUUUUAUUGAUACAUUAUACGGACAUGAAAGUGAAGUUCAAGGAAUUGACACAAUGAUCACUCCACAUGCAGUGAGUUGUGGUAGUGAUGCCUCUCUUCGAUAUUGGAAAGUAGAAGAUGAAACUCAAUUAAUUUUUAAAAACUCUGCAAGCAAAUAUUCUGUUGACUGUGUGAAAAUGUUGAGAGAAAAUACCUAUGUGAGUGGUUCACAAGAUGGAUCUGUGAGCAUGUGGCUUAAAACUAAGAAGAAACCAAUUGUUCAUUUCGAGAAGGCUCACGGUGGAGAAUGGAUUAGUUCUGUGGGUGCAUUACGAUUUUCUGAUGUGGUUGCCACUGGAUCAUGUGAUGGAUAUCUAAAAUUAUGGAGAUGUGAUCCCAAUGCCAAGAUUUUGCAAUUGAAAAAUAACAUUCCUUUGAAAGGAUUUGUGAAUGGCAUUGAUUUUUCAUCGAAUGGUCAAUUUUUGACUGCAUGUAUAGGUCAGGAACAUCGUUUAGGAAGAUGGUUCAAAAAGAAUUCUUCUCCGAAUGAUUCCACAGAGAGUGUGAAAAAUGGAAUUGCUCUUGUCACCUUGUUGAGUGAUGAAAUGUUGGAAAAGGCACAACAAGGCAAUGGAGUUUCUAAAAGGCGAAAUGGUUUUCAAAACGGUCGUAAUGCCUCGGAGGAGGAAGAGGAGGAAUAUACUGAUUUGGCUCAUGAUGAAGAAGCUGGUGAUGAGGAUCACUUUUUUCUCUAA
Messenger RNA from Naegleria lovaniensis, 1677 nucleotides. RefSeq lists its product as uncharacterized. NCBI's taxonomy places the organism in Eukaryota, Heterolobosea, Eutetramitea, Acrasida, Naegleriidae. The transcript has 2 exons. The coding region runs from base 1 to 1677 and encodes 558 amino acids. Gene Ontology annotation, cellular component: small-subunit processome. The record is from RefSeq and is a predicted model, not a curated record. Gene Ontology annotation, molecular function: protein binding; snoRNA binding.